Messenger RNA from Dermacentor andersoni, 2107 nucleotides. Its product is annotated as phospholipid-transporting ATPase ABCA3-like. The record is from RefSeq and is a predicted model, not a curated record. NCBI's taxonomy places the organism in Eukaryota, Metazoa, Arthropoda, Arachnida, Ixodida, Ixodidae. Gene Ontology annotation, biological process: transmembrane transport; lipid transport. Gene Ontology annotation, molecular function: lipid carrier activity; ATP hydrolysis activity; ABC-type transporter activity. Gene Ontology annotation, cellular component: intracellular membrane-bounded organelle; membrane.
UAGUAGUAAAGGAAAUCGAUCAAACAAGUGAUGACCGUGUAGCAAAACAACGGAGCAAAUGGAGCAGGAACAAAGACAAGUUUGCCAAGCGGGGGGCAACAUUCUCCCUCUCAGGUAUGGGCGCGUGCACGCCGUGCGUGGCGUGAGUCUCGCAGUGCGCCCGGGGGAGUGCGUCGGCCUGCUAGGUGCUAACGGGGCCGGCAAGUCCACCACAUUUCGCAUGCUGGCCGCCGUAACCAGGCCCUCGGAGGGCGACGCCUACAUGAGCCAAGCCGUCCUCUCCAGGAAUCCACGUCAGUGGCAAUCAGCGAUAGGCUACUGCCCGCAGACCGAUGGCCUCCUGGACAACCUGACCGCACGGGAGUACCUGCGCUUGAUUGCAAGGCUGCGCGGCGUGCCUGAAGGCGAGAUAUCGCCUCUCUUAGAUUACCUUCUCUACACGUUUAGACUGUCAGGCCACGCAGGGCGAAGGUGCGGAACGUACAGGAUGGAAGAGUGCGAGGCUGCCUGCGAUCGAGUGGGCAUCAUGGCUGAAGGGCAGUUUUGCUGCCUCGGACCGCUACGCCAUAUUAUAGAGCGCUACGGCCGUGGUUGCACGCUUGCGUUCACCGUAAAUGACGCUGAACGCGGACACGAUGCACGGAUAGACUCGGCCGUGAACGAAAUACUACCGAAGAGCAAGCGCCUGCGUGUAUACAAGGGAAGGCACGAAUACCAGUUGGACAAAAGUCUCUCGUGGGGAACCAUCUACACCAAAAUUGAGGAACUGAAGUUCGCUUUACAACUUGACGAUAUCUGGCUCUCACCGACGUCUCUAGAAGACGUAUUCACGGAGUUUGCGACUGUAGGCAAAGGCAGCACAUGAAUGCGAACCUUUGUGCCGUGCAAUGUGCACUUUCAGCCAUAGUACGCCUUGUCGUCGACUAAUGUAAUCGAACAAGUUUGCUCUUUCUCUAUAUAAUGUAGGCGCUUUUAGAGGUAUGAUACUGCACUAAUAAUUGCUGUUAAAUUUGCAUUGAAUUGCGUUCGUUUUACCUCGUAAGGUGGCGCUUGCUGCGAUACGUUGCUAAUUUUUAAUAAAUACAGAGGACGUGGAGCUGGAUGUAUGCGGUAGCUCCAGAUGAAGAUGGGAGCGUGUGUCAUGUGGAAGUAGCGAAUGUGGGGCCGAUACAUGUUGGACAGGGCACUCGGUUCUGACGGCAAACUUAAAUGUGUGCUGACGUGGCAUUUUUCACUAUUCAUUACUCGCAAUAAAUGAAAGUCCCACAUCUCUAAACCUUGAAGAGAAUAGUGAAAAAACUCAUAUCGAAGUUGUUAAUUUAAUGUAUUAGCCUUUCUACAGCCAGCUCCGGUUCCGUAUUCAGGAGAAUGCUGUAUCGGGACGCCACGACGCAGUAUACAGGCACAGUACAUCGCGAGAUUGUUAAACCAGCUGUGGCUCACUCGGUGCGCCAUGCUGUACAACGGCCCUAACAAAAAGUAGCAGCAUACGAGGUGAUUGAGUGAGCGCGAGCGAGUGCUAAAGGUCGCAAUAUCUUGCUCCCACUUCACCACAUUUACUAAUUUAAUAAAAGGCUCAAAUAAUAAAUUAUUUAAGGUGAUCUGAGGCUUCUAAUUUGCAGUGACUAGGGGUCUCGGACCUUGAUUUAAAGCAAAAUAUUAAUAAUUGGAAAUAUGAUAUCAGUACCCCCCUUAACUCUACCAUGUUGUUCAAAUCACAGUAAACAAUGCGCGCUCGUGGACCAAUCGUCGCCGUAGUGUGCGACAUGCUUAUUUUCUGCGAUAGUAUACGUACGUGUCGACAAUACGCCUCCGCAAGAAAUGUUAAGUAAAGUAGUAAACGAAUCACAGUGAUUGAUUAAGGCUACUGCUGAUUAAUACCGCAGUAAAGUCUAAUACGUUUUUUAGCAGAUCCAUGAAAGAAUUCACUUGUUAUAGGUUUUUAAUUAUUUUUGCAAUGUAAGCCACCAGAAAUCUGUCUGUAAAAUUCGUUUCUGUGGAAAACGUGGCUCAAUUAUCGGAAGAAUAAUGUCUUCAGAGGAAGUAUUGCGUUUUACUCUCCAUUAACACAUGUGAUAUGGGCAGAAAUGUUCUUGUUACACAAUUG